Messenger RNA from Rhizophagus irregularis DAOM 181602=DAOM 197198, 682 nucleotides. NCBI's taxonomy places the organism in Eukaryota, Fungi, Glomeromycota, Glomeromycetes, Glomerales, Glomeraceae. The record is from RefSeq and is a predicted model, not a curated record.
CAAUUCUAAUUGGUCCCAUGCUAAUUCCCUAUGGUUAUCUCCACAUCCGUCACCAAAUGAAUGCAAAAUGCGUGUUAAAUGUUGAUACAUUUUUGCCAUUUCAACAUCGUCUGUUUUCGAUAUAUUUUGUACUAAUGUACAAAACAUUCUCUCUUCAAGACUUAAAUUAUUGGGUUCACCCAACUUAAAUGAAUAAAAAUAAAUGAAUAAAAUAAUACACAGUUAUUGUAAUCCUCCAAUAGUCCAAUUAUGGUGCCUACGAUAUCUUUGACGUCUAAUUUAUACAUACCACAUUGAUAUUCGUUUGAUGGGAUUGAUCCAUGCUACUAUAAUCAGUAGAAGUAGAUUCAUUAUCAGGGAACGUAGGCUCAAUGUCACUUGCAUAUAAUUUAUGUAUAUUCUCUUGAUCAUCUGGUAAUGGGACAAAUCCAAGCACAGAAGCCGAUGAUCCGUAUUUUGCCACUAAAGUUUCCUCAAUCACUAAUAUACUAACUAAUGCAUCAUCUACGCUUCCAACACUACGAAGACACAACUUUGCAUACCGUUUUAGUAGAUUAGAAAUAAAUUUAGAUGAGUUAUAGAUAUUAUUAUAUAUGUAUAGAUGAACUGUAUAUUACCUUGGCGUGACAGCACGCUAUUCGUAAUAGGGACUAUUUAUAAAUAAAAUCCGAUGUUUAUCUUC